This is a messenger RNA of Geodia barretti, 522 nucleotides long. The record is from the annotation of a GenBank genome assembly. NCBI's taxonomy places the organism in Eukaryota, Metazoa, Porifera, Demospongiae, Tetractinellida, Geodiidae.
AUGACAAAAGCAGAACUCGCGAAACAGAUACGCACUGUUUCAUAUCUCACAGGAGAAUUCACACUCCGCUCAGGGAACAUUAGCAACUUCUAUUGGGACAAAUACCGGUUCGAGAGCAAUCCCACGCUGCUCACCGCGAUUGCUGAAGAGAUGGCGACAUUAUUGCCAUCCGAAUGCGACGGUUUAGCAGGAUUAGAAUUAGGUGGCAUCCCGCUCGCAACGGCACUCUCACUGCAAACGGGACUUCCCUGCUUCUACGUCCGGAAGGAAGCGAAAACAUACGGCACGUGCAACCUCAUAGAAGGUGGCACUAAAGGAGGCAGUCAGCUCGUUGUCAUAGAGGAUGUGAUUACGACUGCGGGGCAGGUUUGCACGUCCAUUGAGCAGAUCCGCGCGGCAGGAUACACGGCGGAACACGUUGUAGCCGCCAUUGAUCGACAGGCAGGCGGUGCGGCAAAGAUUAAUGCACUCGGGUGUUCGUUUGCCUCCGUUUUUACACUUGAGGAGUUAGAAGGAUUUUAA